Messenger RNA from Opisthorchis viverrini, 198 nucleotides. RefSeq lists its product as hypothetical. The record is from RefSeq and is a predicted model, not a curated record. Bases 1 to 198 code for a protein of 65 amino acids. The transcript has a single exon. NCBI's taxonomy places the organism in Eukaryota, Metazoa, Platyhelminthes, Trematoda, Opisthorchiida, Opisthorchiidae.
AUGCCGGGAGCUACGCACGAUGGUGACCUAGAAGCUACUGCAGAGGAGCGCGUGGAACCUCAAAAGAGCAAAGCCAUACUAUCACUUACACUGAUCUUACUUGGACAGUGGCUAUCGAACUCUCGCAACGCUACUGAAUACGAAAGGAGGAUUAUUGCGGUCGAUGCUCCUCGAACUAGAUGGAGGCAUGUACCGUAG